Pseudomyrmex gracilis is the source of this 2634-nucleotide messenger RNA. RefSeq names its product ubiquitin-conjugating enzyme E2 R2. The record is from RefSeq and is a predicted model, not a curated record. The transcript is spliced from 5 exons. NCBI's taxonomy places the organism in Eukaryota, Metazoa, Arthropoda, Insecta, Hymenoptera, Formicidae. Bases 473 to 1189 code for a protein of 238 amino acids. Gene Ontology annotation, biological process: protein polyubiquitination; ubiquitin-dependent protein catabolic process. Gene Ontology annotation, molecular function: ubiquitin conjugating enzyme activity.
CGAAGGAUGGAUAGGUGACGCAGGAGUACGUCAGCUGUUUUGUUGGGCUUUCACGGAGAGGACGUGCGUGUGUGUCCAUCGUCGUCGGGAAUGGUGUUAUAUUGUUGACUGGAACGGCAUUUCGCGCAACUUUGGUUAUCGGUACCCGUUUGCACGGACGCGUUCUUUUGUUUGUGGUAAUCGCGUGCAAAGAGAACCGCGCGUGUUUCCGAUGUACGAUACUGCGGUGGCGUGAAGAACCAAGAAAACGCGUAAAUGCGCGUGGCUUUUGUGUUAAGUCUCGUUUUGCAAAAACCGUCUUCUCUUUCUCGUACAUGCAAUUGAUUCUAAGAAUCAGCGAAAUCUGUAAUCUAUCGUGUUCGUGACCACUUGACGCAAUCAGAAAUCGGGACGUUCUCGCCCGCUCGGAGGGGUAGACGCAACAUUGUGAUAUUCCACGAAAGAGGCGCAGUGGUAACUUACUAGAAUUGCUAUGGCACAGCCGACGAGCAGCGCGUUACGGGCACUCGCCUUGGAAUACAAGAGUUUGCAAGAAGAACCUGUGGAGGGCUUUCGCGUUAAGCUCGUCAACGAGGACAACAUGUUUGAGUGGGAAGUCGCGAUUUUCGGUCCACCUGAUACACUCUAUCAGGGCGGAUAUUUCAAGGCACACAUGAAGUUCCCGCCAGAUUAUCCAUACAGUCCGCCGAGUAUUCGUUUCAUGACAAAAGUUUGGCACCCGAAUGUAUAUGAGAACGGUGAUUUGUGCAUAUCAAUUCUACAUCCACCCGUAGAUGAUCCACAGAGCGGUGAACUCCCUUGCGAGAGGUGGAAUCCAACGCAAAAUGUCAGGACCAUCCUGCUAUCAGUAAUCUCGUUGCUGAACGAGCCUAACACAUUUAGCCCCGCUAACGUUGACGCAUCAGUGAUGUACAGACGCUGGCGUGACUCCAAAGGGAGAGAUAAAGAAUAUGAAAAUAUCAUAAGGAAACAAGCCCAAGCUGCCAAAAUAGAAGCCGAAAAAGAGGGUAUUGUAGUACCCGUAACCCUGGAAGAUUAUUGUAUAAAGACCCGAGCGAGGCCAGCCGAGCAGCAAUUAGAUAUGACAGACUUUUACGACGACGAAUACGAGUUGGAUGAUGACGAAGACGAGCAGCUCAGCGCCACUGAUUAUGAAGAUGGCGAUGAUAGUGGCAACGGAGAAUCGUGAUCCAUUUCUUAGAUAAUAAAUACAACAACAAAAAACCCGAACCGCUAAUUAUUAUAUACCAAUUCUGUAUAGAUUAAUAAAUUAACGAGCUUUUAAACCGGACAAUCUUUCUAUUUCUCUCUCCGUUACCAAAAUUUCAAGCUAUUUUUUGCUGGACAACAGUCAACUUUAGAAGACUUAUGAGUAUGUCGAUUUCUUUUAAAAUUAUUGUAUUUAUAAAAAGAAAAAUUGAAACAUGAAUAAAAACAGAUCUGCUUAAUGAUGGUUUCCAAAUAAAACUAUUUUAACUCUCGCGCCUAAUUGUCAGAAUUAUUUAUCAGAAUAAAAAUUUACAGAUAUUCGUAGAUUCCAAGUUAUUUAUAAGUUAAUAAUUAUCGUGUGGAUUGUAUUUUUUUCAUAUUUGUUUAAAAUGUGUGUAUGUGUGUGUGUACACACGCGCGCGCGAGCGCACACACACAAUACAUAAUAGUUUAUCAGUUUUUUGCAAUAAUUUUCGAGAAAUGAAACUGACCUCAAAGUCUAAAUAAAAUAUUAUAUAAUUUUUGCUUCAUAUUAAAGCGUCAAGACAAAUUUAACAAUGUUGUAUACUAUGACUUUCGAGAAAUAUAAAAUAAUAUAAAAUAAUAUAAAAAAAUUGACGUACACUAUUAUGUUGGUUAUAAAACAAAACAGCAAAACUUUUCUCUUUUUUAUUGUUUCAAUAUACUUACAAUUUACGAGAAAAAUGCUGGCUAAUAAUAACGCGAAUAUCCUGUAUAUUAUCAGUUGAGGAUUACAGUGUUCUAUUUUCCACUUAAAACACUAUAGCUUUCAGGUGACGAUAAAUAUAUGUACUAUAUAAAUUAUAUAGUUUCAUAUCCAUGUUAAAAAUCUUAAUAAAAAUAUGUAUAAGCUUACUAGUUUGUAUUUAAGUAUGUACUAAUAUAUGUAAGUACACGCAGCGCCAAAAAUUCGUCAUAAUAACGCAAAAGAUUGACGAAAGUUUGAUGAAGUUUAAGAUCUGGCUGUGGACGAGAGUUAGAAAAGUUUAUAGUUGUAUUUUAAGUAUAUAUUGCAUGAUAUUACAAAAAAAUUCCGUGUUUAUAAGCUCUUUAACUUAAGCAAUAUCCUAUAGUAUAAAUAUAAGUACUUCAAUAGGACAGCACUUGUGCUUGUAUUGUGGCUGGCACUUUGAUCUUUCAAAUAGAAACGGACCAAUUGAUUUACCUUAGUAUUGAUAAAUGCGUUCGAUAAAAACGAUUCUAUGUAUACAAGUACUGUAAGUACACGCGAUUGACAUUACAUCAUUUUGGAGAUAUCUAGUUUCACAUGUCAUGUUCGAAGUUGCAAAUGGGUACAUCAAUUGAUCCUAACAUCUAUGUGUAACAUUUGCAUUAAUAAUAAAUUUUCGCUUUCUGUUACAUAAUUAUAUAUUUGUAUUGUAAUAUUGCAAAAAAUUGAGAAUG